Hyposmocoma kahamanoa is the source of this 933-nucleotide messenger RNA. RefSeq names its product solute carrier family 22 member 16-like. Gene Ontology annotation, biological process: transmembrane transport. The record is from RefSeq and is a predicted model, not a curated record. NCBI's taxonomy places the organism in Eukaryota, Metazoa, Arthropoda, Insecta, Lepidoptera, Cosmopterigidae. The transcript is spliced from 3 exons. Gene Ontology annotation, molecular function: transmembrane transporter activity. The annotation marks the transcript as partial.
AAUAACAACGAGAAAAAACCUUGGCUUGUGGUGGAAGUAUUCCGCCACAAACCAAUAUUAUUGAGGUGUUUGGUGUCACCGGUGUUGUGGAUAACGAUGACUUUUGUAUACUACGGACUAUCGAUUAACGCUGUGAACAUGGCCGGUGACCAGUAUUUAAACUACGCGUUGGCAUCAGCUGUGGAGAUCCCGGGCUAUUGGAGCGCUUUGCUCGUCAUGAGACGGGUGGGACGUAGGCCAGUGCUCACCUCCGGUUACUGGAUCUGCGCUGCCUGUCAAGCCGCGUACAUCUUCCUACCGGACGGUCAGUUCUCGCUGUCGCUGAUCGUGUUCCUGCUGGGCAAGUUAUCCAUCGCGAUGGUGGCCACCACGUUGUAUGUGUACACAGCGGAACUGUACCCCACCAGAUACCGACAUAGUCUCUUCGCAUUUUCCUCCAUGAUGGGACGUAUCGGCUCCAUCCUUGCACCGCUCACGCCUGCGCUGGGUGCGUCAGUGUGGGAGCAGUUACCGUUCACGCUGUUCGGCGGCAUGGCGCUGCUGUCGGGUGCACUGGUGCUGGUCGCGCCGGAGACGCUCGGUGCAAAGCUGCCUGACACCAUGGAGGAGGCCGCUAGGCUUGGCAAGAACUAGUGACCUUUUUCUAAUGGCGUAAAUUUUAGUUAAACUCUAGACUAUAAUUAGGCGAUAUAAUAUUAGACAAGUUAUUAUUAAGUCGCGGUUUUCUUUAAUAUUAGUGUUAAACUUUCAGUUCAUGGUUUUUUUAAGUUCUUAUUACAAACAGAGUCAAAGCCUUAUUUGAUACGUUUCGUGCCUAACCUCCUUUAUUUGGCUCGCAGAGUUCUAAAGUGUCUGCCAGUAAUCAGUACAUUAAUUGAACAGAAUCAACAUAUUCACGCAGAUAAGCAAGUACAACGUCAAGUUCAUUACACC